Molecule: messenger RNA, 348 nt
Organism: Ramularia collo-cygni
Lineage: Eukaryota; Fungi; Ascomycota; Dothideomycetes; Mycosphaerellales; Mycosphaerellaceae
Exons: 3
Coding region: 1-348 (115 amino acids)
Source: RefSeq, a predicted model, not a curated record
AUGUCCGUCUACCACCUCGUCCUCUUCCAAGCCCUCCCAGCAGCCCAAUCCGAAGAUUUACAGAAUAUCUUCACCAACAUCCUCUCUCUAAAACAAGAUUGUAAAAAACCGGAUGGAAGCAUAUAUAUCAAAUCCGUCGCGGGGGGGAAAGCUAGAGUUUCCGAAGGGGCUCCGCCCAACAUGAAAACCCACGCCUUCGUGAUCGAAUUCGCCAACCUCGAGGAUUUGGAGUAUUAUAAUCGAGAGGAUGUCGCGCAUACGAAAUUGUUGGAGGUUGUCAAGGAGAAGUGGGUGGGGUGUUUUGAGGGGGCGGAGUUUGUGGAUUUUGUUGAUGGGGUGGGGGUUUAA